Molecule: messenger RNA, 1177 nt
Organism: Coffea eugenioides
Lineage: Eukaryota; Viridiplantae; Streptophyta; Magnoliopsida; Gentianales; Rubiaceae
Exons: 10
Coding region: 116-967 (283 amino acids)
Cellular component (GO): mitochondrion
Molecular function (GO): protein-containing complex binding
Source: RefSeq, a predicted model, not a curated record
ACGAAAAAAAAAGGAAAAAAAAAACCCCCACACGCUCGUUCAAGAAGCCCCGUCUCUACUCUACUACACCUCGAAGCAGGAAAAAAGAAAUCGAUCAAAUUUCUGAUCAUCCAAUAUGCUCCGCUUAAUUAAGUCUCCAUUUUCUCUCUCCAGAUUCUCGAGGGUAGCUGCUUCAAAAAAUCAACGGUUUUUAUGCACAGAUCCUAAUAAAACUGAUGAACCAUUCAAAGUUGAGGAGGCAGAGACAGUAGAUACCUCUCCACCUCCAUCAGAGAAGUUACUUGUGUUGGGUGGAAAUGGAUUUGUCGGUUCACACAUAUGCAAAGAAGCUUUAGAUCGUGGUCUGACCGUUGCUAGCCUUAGCAGAACAGGAAGGUCAUCUAUACAAGAAUCCUGGGCUAACAGUGUAAUCUGGCAUCAUGGAAAUCUUCUUUCAAAUGAUUCAUGGAAAGAUGCUUUGAAAGGAGUGACAUCUGUUAUUUCUUGUGUUGGUGGUUUUGGUUCCAACUCACACAUGUAUAAAAUCAAUGGAACUGCAAACAUCAAUGCUAUAAGAGCUGCUUCUGAAGAAGGAGUAAAAAGGUUUGUUUACAUUUCUGCUGCUGACUUUGGCGUUGCAAAUUAUUUGCUGCAAGGAUAUUAUGAGGGCAAGAGAGCUGCUGAAACAGAACUAGUGACCAGAUACACAUAUGGAGGAGUAAUACUGAGACCUGGGUUUAUUUAUGGAACUCGUCGUGUCGGUAGCAUGAAGCUUCCUCUUGGUGUAAUUGGUUCUCCCUUAGAGAUGGUUCUCCAACGCGCAAAGCCACUCAGCCAGUUACCCCUUGUUGGGCCUUUGUUCAAUCCUCCUGUGAAUGUUACUGCAGUGGCUAAAGUUGCAGUAAGGGCAGCAACUGAUCCUGUUUUUCCACCUGGGAUUGUAGAUAUCUAUGGGAUACUUCGCUACAGUCAGCAGAAAUCCGUAUAACUUUCGGUUCUUUUACUUUAAGAUAUCUUGGUACUCAUGUUGGUUCUCUUCAUCCCUGACAAGUUACAGAGAGGCAAAUGUUCACCUAAACCUUCAGCUGCUCAGUAAAAUAAGCAAUGCACCAGAAUUUCCCAUGUAUAGCCAUAUUUGUUUCUUUUAUCACGAUUAUUAUUACUGCUUCAAUGAAAUUGGAAUUUUUUUCAUACAUUA